AUUAGACAAUAAUUUUGGGACAAAAUUUUUUGGGUAAAGUGGACAAUAAUUAUGGGAGGGAGGGAGUAUAUUUUUUUACAUUUUUAAUAGAAAAAAACAAGUAAAAAAACACACUAAAAAAAAACAAACAGAGAACAAGUCUAGAUUAGACUUUAGAGAGUGGAUAAGAUCAUAAGAAAACAUGGAGAGAUAUUUUUGCCCCUUCUCCUCGCGAUCAACGCGGAAAAGUGCAAAUGAUAUCUACACCCCAAAAUAUCUAAGCCUAGGCUGGGCCCUUAUCCACCUAAAAAUGCAGUCCAAUUUUGGCCCACUUAAUUAUGGUCUAAACAACCCGUAAUUAAUCCACUUUUUUUCCAGCUUAAACAGAGACAAAGAAGAGGAUUAACGAUGUACUUAUUAAUCCUAAACAUCGUUUGAGCCAAAAAAAAAGGGUACAAAAACAAUAACUGCGCAACUUGACCUGACUAUAAAUAUGUAUAUGUAACCUUGUCUGAACAAGCUGCAAAUACUCAAAAGGAGAUUUUUAUUUUGAUAUUUUUUUGGUAAUCAAGUAGUGAAGGAAAGAUUAAUGGAUUGCUGCAUCAUGAGGCCAAAUAGAAGUGAUGUUCAUUUGUCAAGGGAAGAAGAAGCUAAGAUGGAGGAAGCAACUCGACAACACUUUGAUAGCUUAGCUCCAAAACGCCACACCAAGCCUCAGCGCAGCGAGUAUUCCAAAACUUACACCGAUGCCGUUUCUCUUUCCGGCGGUGAUGUCAUUCCUCCUGAAUUUGUGGAGUUUCAGCGCCUUGAAAAUGACCAUUCUGAGAAACUGGUGUACAAGAACGGAAAUCAUGAGGCGGAGGAGUUCGUGGAAACAGAGUAUUACAAGGAUCUGAAUGGUGUUGACAAGCAGCAUCACACGGUAAAUCAUUGUUGGAUAAUUAAAAGAGGUUUUUGGUAUGUAGAUAGUAAUAUUUGAAGGUAAUUAUUAGAAUUGUGAUGGACAAGAAAACUAACAAAUGCUUCCGAUUUUCUUUUUCUUUUUGUUGAUGGUAAAAUUUCAGACAGGAACUGGGUUCAUCUCGAUGGAUAACAUGAAGGGCAAGUCUUUCAGCUUAGAUCCGGAUUCUGAUAUUGACCAUCAUGAUUCUUGCAAAGGAAAUCCAGCUACCAAUGAUUGGAUUCCAGCUCCUGUUGAUGAGGUAUGUAUGUUUUGAUCAGAAAUGAUGUCAAUAUUGCUUUUCAAAUCCUGGAAUUUCUGUCGUUUCUGAUGAAGUCUUGCUUCUGUUAAUGAUUCAGGUUGAAUUUGUCUCUGGCAAACCCAAGAGAAGCGAGAACUAAAAGGUUGGAGGAAGCUUGAAGACAUCACUAUGCAUCUAUGACUAUAAAUUAUUAAUAGCUGGGGAGAUUUCCAAUUCCAAUGUUUUCUAGGAAUUUCUUUGUAAUUCAAUAAAUGCUUCUACUAUGAUGUUGUUCAUCGUGCUUAGAUUUACUACGAUGGAUUUGGAUUUAUAGUAAAAUCUUGUUCUGUGAAGUGUGUUUUUGAAAUUUCAAAAACCUCUUUUAGUAUAGGUUUUCCGACUCACAAAUCUAAGACUUUAUUUGUUUCCUUUUCUUGAUAGUGUUUUUGAAUUAAAUAAUUAUUAACUGUCUCAUUUUAAUAUAUUUUUUUAUAUUUUUAAUAUAUCUUUUUAUAUUCUUAAUACAC
Molecule: messenger RNA, 1687 nt
Organism: Oldenlandia corymbosa var. corymbosa
Lineage: Eukaryota; Viridiplantae; Streptophyta; Magnoliopsida; Gentianales; Rubiaceae
Source: the annotation of a GenBank genome assembly